Messenger RNA from Cydia strobilella, 3654 nucleotides. RefSeq lists its product as uncharacterized. Bases 1 to 3654 code for a protein of 1217 amino acids. Gene Ontology annotation, molecular function: nucleic acid binding. Lineage: Eukaryota; Metazoa; Arthropoda; Insecta; Lepidoptera; Tortricidae. The transcript has a single exon. Gene Ontology annotation, biological process: DNA integration. The record is from RefSeq and is a predicted model, not a curated record.
AUGAACAGUAACCUUUCUAAUGUGGUGCUUCUUGGACAAUUUAACCCAAAAACUGACAAGUGGUGUGAUUAUAAGGAACAAUUACUAUGUGCAUUGGACGUGGCGGGCGUGGCGCAGGACCCGACUCGGGCGCGCUCGUUGUUUCUGUCCCAGUGUGGCAAGGACACUUAUUCACUCAUUGCAUCACUUCUGGUCCCGCAAAGGCCAACUAGUGCUUUAUUUGAGGACAUUAUCAGUGUUUUGGAUACGUUUUUUGAGCCAGAAGUAAAUGAAAUUUUACAAGCGGGGAAGUUUCAUAAACGCGUACAACUACAACAAGAGAGCGUGCAAGAGUUUAUCGGCGCGAUAAGUUUGCUCGGUGCUAAAUGUAACUUUGCCGAUCUUAAACGACAGUUGAGAGAUAGACUAGUACUUGGGGUGCGCGACGAGCGCCUGCGCCGCGAAUUGUUGAAGACCAAGGACCUCACGUAUACGGGGGCCGUUCAAUAUUGUCUUAACUACCAGGCGACGUUCCCAGACUUGUACCCUGAAGUGCGUGCUAGUACAUCUAAGCAAACUCCACAUAACGAAAGUGACCAGAUGGAAAUUGAUAAAAUACAAUCAGUGAAUUGCAAACAUUGUGCCCGAGUUCAUAAACCGAAUGAACGGUGCCCUUUCAGUAAGGCUCAGUGUUAUUAUUGCAAGCGACAUGGACAUAUUGCUUCGGCCUGCAAUAAGAAACAAGGUAAGGUCCAUGUGACCGAAGACAAGUGUUCAUGCGACUCCAACUCGGACCAGGAAGACAUGAUGAAUGGAAUCUAUGUCUGCGCUGAAGAUUACUGUGAACCGAUUACAGCUAAUGUGGAUAUUGAUGGUGCCAAAUUAUUAAUGGAAAUAGAUUCUGGAGCUUCGAGAUCGAUAAUAUCUGAGGAGACAUUUAAAAAGUUGUGGUUUAACCCACCCCCGUUAAAUACCACAAAUGUGAAACUAGUUACGUGGAGCCGUGCCCCUUUAAAAGUCUUAGGGUUGGUACACGUACGAGUGGUUUUAGGCGACAAAGAAGCUCAGUGUGAACUGUUGGUGGUCGCCGGCCGUGGACCAAGCUUGCUCGGUAGGAACUGGUUUAAGAAGUUGGGGCUGCAAGUGGACGGCGUGGGCUGGUCAGAAGAGGAAGUAGCUGAAUGGAAGAAUAAAUAUCCAGAUUUGUUUAUGGAGGGUUUGGGAGUGUACACGGGACCACCAGUGUCGCUGCAUGUGCGACCUGGGACUGCGCCACGAUUCAUGAAAGCGCGCCCUGUACCAUUCCCACUAAAACAACAAGUGGAGGAUGAGCUGCGUCAAAUGAUUAAGGAUGGCGUAUUAACACCAAUCAAAUAUUCCAAGUGGGCUACUCCCUUAAGAAUUGUUAAGAAAGAUAACGGAUCUUUGCGUAUCUGUGGAGACUAUCGUUCUACGGUUAACGCAUCAAUAGAUGUUGACACAUACCCGCUUCCUACAUCAACAGAAGCAUUCGUGAAGCUUAGCGGGGGAAGCAUAUUUAGCAAAUUGGACUUGAAGCAGGCGUACACCCAACUCAAGGUUGACGAUGAUACCGCGACGCUGCUAACACUAAAUACACCCAUCGGACUAAUGAAGGUGAAUCGUUUGGCUUACGGGGUGAGCGCUGCGCCUGGCAUCUUCCAGAGGCUCAUGUCUACCACCCUGGCAGACAUGGAAGGAGUCGCGUGUCUUCUAGACGACGUAGCUGUCACAGGGAGAAAUAUGGAAGAGCAUAACCAGAGGUUGAACGCAGUACUGGAAAAACUGCAAGGUCUGGGUUUUCGAUUAAAUGUUAAUAAAUGCGUCUUUGCUUCACGUAGUAUCACCUUUUUGGGCCAUAUGCUGGAUGCUGAAGGGCUACAUCCGACUCCGGAGAAAAUAGAAGAAAUUCAGGGUAAACCAGCGCCCACAAACAAAGAGACAUUAAGAGCAUUUUUGGGAUUAUACACGUACUACGAGAAAUUCUUACCUGACAAAGCAACAUUACUUGAACCAUUAUACCGGUUGCUGGAAGCGAAAUCAUCGUGGACUUGGGGUGAUAAGGAACAAGCUGCGUUUAAUAAAGCUAAGAAUCUUUUAUCGUCGGAUUGUACAUUAGUUGGAUAUGACCUAAAUAAAGAUUUGUUACUGGUUUGUGACUCGUCAGAUUAUGGGUUGGGAGCCGUGUUGGUUCACAUCAUGGAAGAUGGAUCCGAACGUCCGGUGAUGAUGGCGUCGCGGACAUUACAACCACACGAGAGACGCUACGGGCAAAUCGACAAAGAAGCACUCGCGAUAAUGUUCGGGCUAACUAAGUAUCACCAAUUUCUGGCCGGACGGAAAUUUUGCAUCAUCACCGACCAUAAACCCUUAGUUGGUCUGUUCAACCCGGAGAAACCAAUUCCUGACCAAAUAUCGCCUAGAAUGUUACGGUGGUCGCUAAAACUUAACGGAUACAGUUAUUCUAUCCAAUAUCGACCAGGUAAAUUGAUUGGAAAUGCGGACGCUUUAAGCAGGUGGACAAAACCGGAGACGUCUUCUGUGAACCCAAAUAUAGACUGCCUGGGCGAGGUACUUUUGCUAGAAGAGCAACCACUGGGAUGGAACCUGGAUGUGAAAGCUAUUGCUGAAGAAACCAAGAAAGAUCAGAUGCUACAGAAGGUGUUGUUUAACGUACUCCAUGGGUGGCCGCACUCCAAUACAGAUCCUGAAAUGCAACCAUAUUGGAUCCGCAGAGAUGCUCUUUCACAUAAUAAAGAUUGUUUAUUGUGGUGUAACAGAGUUAUCAUACCAACUUCGCUUCACCAAAAGGUACUUAAGUUGCUACAUGCUCCACAUGCUGGGAUUGUACAGACAAAAGCAUACGCUAGAGGGUACCUUUGGUGGGCCGGCAUGGAUAAGGAAAUCGAGAAGGUGGUGGCUGAGUGCGAGGACUGCCAGUCUGUGAGGAACAACCCACCUAAAGAUCCGCAAAUAUGGGUAAUGCCUGACAAACCUUGGAGUCGAGUCCAUAUCGAUUUUGCUGGUCCCUUCCAGGGAAAAACCUUCUUGCUAUUAAUCGAUUCUUACAGCAAGUGGAUAGAGGCAGAAAUUGUUCCAUCUAUGAGCUCGGAUUCCAUAAUUACAAUUUUAAGACGCAUUUUCGCCUCACAAGGCUUGCCGGACGUUUUGGUGUCUGACAACGGCAGGACAUUUACGUCUGAAGACUUCAAUGUAUUUUUGAGGAGGAACCAUAUCAGACACAUAUUUACUCCGCCCUACCACCCAGCUUCGAAUGGGCAAAUAGAACGGGCUGUACAGACAUUUAAAAAUAAUUUGAAGAAAAUGGCAGCUACAAACAUGCCUUGGAGUGAAAAACUGGCCAAAGCUUUAUACGCUUUGCGGACCGUCCCUAACAGCUCUACCAAUAAAACACCGGCGGAAAUGCUUAACGGACGAAAAUAUAGAACAGCCAUAUCUAGUUUACACCCAGAGAGCACGCCGAGCCGUGCCGAACAACAGCUGGAACAGGCAGCACAGCGGCCGUGUGCGCGCGCCUUCCGUUUGCAUCAACCUGUGCUCGUGCGAAUGUACACGCCAGGAACUAAGUGGGCAAAAGGCGAGGUUGAGACUAUAGAGGGACUCAGUACUUAUGUGGUAAGAACGGAAGAUGGUUAG